Leptomonas pyrrhocoris is the source of this 1713-nucleotide messenger RNA. RefSeq names its product unspecified product. The record is from RefSeq and is a predicted model, not a curated record. Bases 1 to 1713 code for a protein of 570 amino acids. NCBI's taxonomy places the organism in Eukaryota, Euglenozoa, Kinetoplastea, Trypanosomatida, Trypanosomatidae. The transcript has a single exon.
AUGGGUGCCAAGCAAACCAAGAUCGAGAACGUUGGCGACAACCACCCUGCGCGCUUCUACGACGGCUGCGCGAAGGUGCAGGAGGGCUGCUACACGGUGGCCGAGAUCUACUUCAACCAGGCCAUCCGAAACCACCCCGGCCACGCGUUCUGGACGGACGUGAUGGAGGUGACGGUGCCGAAGGGCGACCGGGGCAGCGAUGCGGAGGACCCCUUCGACCACGGCGGCGAGCGGCGCGACGUCGAUGGUGCAUUCGUUGCCGCGCCACGGAAUUCAACCUCCUCGCCCCCGCUGGGGUCGGUACGGCGGCUGCUCUCGUUGCCGUCGUGCAGGGAGAGGGCCGUCUCGGCGGACUCGCCGCGGCAGGCUGCGCAGACGAUCCCCAGUCUCGCCGACGACGAGGAUGCGGACUCGGUGGCUCCCGAGGCUGCUGCGCGAGUCCCGGCGCUGAUUUUCCCGGUGGACCGGCGCCUUGUGGACUUGCAGGACUACGUGCGCAUGCUGAGCGACAUCGCUCGCAUGUACCGCCGCAAGGCCGACGCUUCCGGAGGUGACAGCUGCGAUAUGGCCCUGAAGCUGAGCAUGAUGUACAACUCCUACACCGCUGUGCGCCUGCAGGCGAUGCUGCACCUCCUGCAGACGCACUUUGCCGAGCACAACGCGACGGGCGACGUGCAGGGCGAGGACAUGUUCGGUCUUUACGGCAAGAGCUGCGCGCAAUCCCCGUCAUCGUUCUCUCGAUUGAGGGCGAACGUGAAUCGUAGAAGAGGGGUUCUGAACGGGAGCGUGAGCAACGACACUUCCUCGCAGGAUGGACAGGACGACGCUCUCUGCGUGUUUUGGGAGUCGGUGCAGUUCCUGUGGAUAUCGAAUGUGCUGUCGUACGUGACCAGGGUGCUGCGGCUGAUACACUGCUCGCACAGCAAGGUGCGGCCGUCGGCCUUCAAAGACAUGUUCGACCUGUCGCUCACGUGCUUGGAGGCUGUGCGAGCUCAGCUGGCGCGUGUUGCGGAGGCGAACUCGCACAUCUACCUUGGCAACCUGAUGGGUGGAUUCAUUGCGUUCUUGGGGAACAGCAUCAGCGAGUGCUGCGCGCUUGACGAGGAUCCGGCUACCUGGGCUCAUCGGAGCACCCUAGCGGAUCAGAGUUCUCGCACACCGAGGAAAGCGAAGACCACGUUCCUGCGUUUGGGCACGUCACGAAGCUUCUCGGAUGACCAGCUGAACUUCUUUCGAGAGGCCAAGCAGUGGGAUGCGCUGUCGCUUCCUCUCCUAGACGUGCAGCUGUUUGCUUCAGUGAAGUUGAUGAUGCAGCGAGACAGUUACAGUAAGCGCUCAAUCAAACUGAUGACGCCAAUGGAGAGGAGUUUUGGGUGGUACAUGGGGGUGGACGUUAGCGGAGGGUUUGAACGGCGUGCUGGCACCCCUGGCUGCAGCGCGUACCUCUUGAAGAUGUGCGGUGUGCCUGACGAUGCCACGAUGCGGGACUGGCGUCUCUUCGCUGCUGUUGGACUGGAGGAAAUGAGCGUGGGAAUCUUGCGAGUGGCAAUGAUGACGUGUUUCAUUUUGCACGCACGAGGCAAGACGGGUCAAUCGCAGGAGCUCUGCAACGCCACGGUUCAAUUUGCGUUGAACAUGUACGGGUGCCGUACGCCCAUCUCGGAUCUCGUUGAAGCGCAGUUUCAGCAGGUCAUGAGCGAAGCGUCGGUGUGA